Molecule: messenger RNA, 2424 nt
Organism: Canariomyces notabilis
Lineage: Eukaryota; Fungi; Ascomycota; Sordariomycetes; Sordariales; Chaetomiaceae
Exons: 2
Coding region: 1-2424 (807 amino acids)
Source: RefSeq, a predicted model, not a curated record
AUGGGGUCCCAUAUUGACGCUGAUCCCACCCAGGCGGUCGACGGGUUAGUCCGUGCCAUCCGCGACCUGACCUCGGAUCCAAACUACAAGCUCGUCGCCGACGUGUUUAGCGAGUUCUUGUACGUUAAGGAGCAGAACAACAAGCUCUCGAGUUCCCACCAGGUUGUGCUGGAGGAGUACCGGAAAUUUCGAAAUGAACUCGAGGCGCAAAAAGGAGAGCUCGUCAAGGAAAAGCAGGAUCUUGAACUCCUGGUGCAGGAAAAGAUCCAGGAGAUUGUCCAGCUCAGCGCCGCCAGGACCAGGUUGGAAGGCGAUCUCGAGGACACACAGAGGACUCUUGACGAGGAGAUGGCCAAGGCUGCUGAGGCCGCCGAAACCGCUCUCAGGGAAUAUGCCGAGCUCAAGGCGACCAAGGAGGCUGAGUAUGCGGACAUGAAGGCCACCAAGGAAGCUGAGUUUGCAGACAUGAAAGCAACCAAAGAAGCAGAGUUUGAGAGCAUGAAAACCGCGAAGGAGACCGAGUUUGCAGAGAUGAAAGCAGCCAAGGAAGCCGAGUUCGAGACCAUGAAGACAACCAAGGAGACCGAGUUUGCCGAGAUGAAGGCGUCCAAGGAAGCCGAGUACGCAGAAAUGAAGGCCGCGAAGGAGGCCGAGUAUGCGGAGAUGAAGGCCACCAAGGAAGCCGAGUACGCUGAUCUCGCUGCGGCAAAAGCUGCUGUCGAGGAGGAGAAGAGACUUGGCGAGGAGGCUGCCGCCGCUGCCGCCGCUAAGGCUGCAGGCGAGAUUGCAGAGCUGACGGAGGCUAAGACUGGGCUAGAGCAGGUCAAGGCUGAGAAUGAAGCAGAGAUUGCCAAUCUCAAGGACAAUGUCGCCGAGCUCGAGACAGCUAAGGCUGGGCUGGAACAGGUCAAGGCCGACAACGAAGCGGAGAUCGCUUCCCUUCAGGAGCGAAUUGCGACCUUGGAAGCGGAGAAAAAGCGACUGGAAGAGGAACUCGAGGCGGCAAGACAAGAAAUUGCUUCCUUGAACGACACCGUUGCGCAGAAGAACAACGAGAUUGAGAGCCUGCAAGAGUCACUGCGGGCCGCGGAGGAACAGAUCGCCUCGUUGCAGCAGACCGUGGAGGAGAAGAACACUGAAAUUGAGGACCUUCACGGAAAGCUGAAAUCCGAGUGCGAACGGGCAGACAAGGCCGAGGCGCAUGGCCGAGAUCUUCAGACCCGGCUGGAUGACACAGAGCAGAAUCUCCACGUUACAGCCGGGAAGCUCGCAGACCUCGAGCAGUACCGGAUUGUCCUGCACACCGACAAUGACGACACAUAUGUAACGGUUCUCGACAAGAUCUGGACCGCCAUUGUCACGCUUGUGGAAGGCAUCUUCAGACCAGACAUUGACGAGAGUAUUCUGAACGACCCCUCAUGCUGGAGCAACCUCCGGAACUCGCCCUAUCUCAAGCAUGCCACGCAGCUGCAGAUUCCCCUUCCGCAAUCGAAUUCGCCCGCGGCCAAGGGCAUGCGCAUCAGUGCUGUCCUAGCCGUUCUUUCGAGGGCAAUGCACAAGCAUCUCUUCCGCCCCGUCUACCUGCUCGACGAUGACGAUGAGAACUUGGUCAAGUUCCUGCGCGCUCUCGAGGAUGAGGACCCGACUCGCGAGGCACACAUGCGGGCUACACUGAUGUCAAUGAUGCCAGAACGCCAGAUGCAGCAGGGUGCGCGGCGCGUGAAGGUGGUGGUGCGGGAGGUGUCGUGGCUGGUGCAGCAUCUCCUGACCGCACUGCAAUUCGAGGCGUUUUGCACCGGUCUCGAGGCAGCAUGCAAACUGGCGUGCGAGCAGUGGAUGCGCAUCCAGCUCGCGCAGAUGAAGAUCGAGCCCUACUUUGGCCCGCCGUAUGACGACUUCGACUGGCAGGUGCUGGAGCUCCCUGAGUUCGCAGAGGCAGCCGAAGGCGGCCGUGAUGCGCCGCACUCAACGGGCGACCCAGACGACGCCGUUGUAGACGACAGGCUUGAGACGGUCGAGGCCACGGAGGCACCAUCCGAGGGCGCUGGAGGCGCUGCCGAUGCUGCAAAUUCGUCAUAUCACGAUACAUCGGAGCAUAACCGCAUGGAGGAGAUGAUAGAGGGCGAUGUCGAUCCAGAUGAGAUCCUUCUCGUCGUCUGGCCCAGCAUGUGCUGUAUCGAGAACGGUGAUGCGGUGUCGAUUACGCAGGGUCUGGUGAUCUCCAAGGAGCAAGCCCGGCCAGCUCUCGAGGAGCAGCGCUCGCGGUCACGCCUCAUCCCUCGACCUGGGUCACGCCGGGCCCGUACUCUGUCAAUGCCGGGACAGAGCAGAGGAAGCAGCCCGCGGGGCAAGCCAAUGCAUUUCUUGGCCUCAGCCCAAGCGGCCUCCGAGAUUACCGGCGACGGCUCUCCUGAAGAUAGCUGA